Molecule: messenger RNA, 2452 nt
Organism: Marasmius oreades (fairy-ring Marasmius)
Lineage: Eukaryota; Fungi; Basidiomycota; Agaricomycetes; Agaricales; Marasmiaceae
Exons: 9
Coding region: 283-2235 (650 amino acids)
Source: RefSeq, a predicted model, not a curated record
CAAAUAUGAUUUACCGCCUCAAACACUUCUGUCCACGGCAACUCGCAGCUGUCUAUUAAGGAUUUUAGCCAAGAAAAAGCAGCUAGAGCAACAUUGCUGCUACGGAGUCGGGGUAAUAUGCCAUUCAUUCUGUCAGAUCUUCUCAGUCUGACAGGCUGUUCGAGAGUGGGUUUCUGAUUCAGUCGUCUCCAGGCACUAUGCAAAGAAGUCAAGCCAGAACUCAUGCGAACCCGGGAUACCUCUCUAUAAAGCUGAAUUCCUGCGCACGAUUUCCUACAGACCAUGGACAUCGCCCACGAAAGUCGUGUCUACGCUCGUGCACUUUACCCUCUUGGCCAUGGAUGUGCACUCUGGAUUCCUGAACCAAACGACGCACUUUCAGAACCAUAUCGAGAAACGGGUGUACGAAUUGGCGACGUCGGAAUCCUGACAAUUGAUGGUGGUUUCGACUUCAUCUUCAACAUCUGCUGCUCUGCAGAUGAUCCUAUCAACCAAUACGGAGUGCCCGAAGGAUUUCAACCUUUAGCCUGGGAUGGAAGAAGAUUUGAAAGGGCCAAUCGUUUUCGAGCUGGAAUACCUCUGUGUAGUCGCGACACGAAGCAAUGGGAUCUCAGUGUUAGAGGAGUGGCUUCAUUACCUGGACUUCCUGCUGGCGCAGGCGGUGGAAUCCGCAUUCGAUUUUGUCGAGACCGAGGUGCAAUCUUGAUGCCGCCAAAGGGAGCGAGUCGAGUUGACUGCCACAAUCUCUCCCUCUUUCGAGAAUACGCAGAACGACAUUAUGCCAACUGGUACCAGUUCUUGAACGGGACGCUAGGCAGAGAGGCUGAAAACGGAGCAUUAUAUCUCAUAACUGGUUUUGACAAGACCGAUUGCUGGGAAAACGCUGUUGUCUGCACCACAUCCAACAAACAAUCUUGUGAAGUGAUCUUCACCACGGGUGGCUUAGGGUUCGAGGGCCAUCUGAAGUUGUCUCGCUCAUCCAUUCUGCAGUCGUCAGUUUCAAGUCGGUGCUCUGUCGAUAAUUCCAAACAUAAUCAGGCUCUCUUUAUCCGAGGUUUUCGUGUAUCCAUGCGACGUGGAAUUCGGUCUGUCUGGAGGAGGACUGAAGCGGACGUGGUCAGUACAUAUGAUGCUUCUUGGAGAGAUAGUCUCGGCAGAAAGGACGGCGAUCCUCCGUUCAGUCGAACGCGUCCAUCCUCGUCUGGAUCAGAUUCAUCCCAGAGCGGUUCCGGAUCCUCUGGAAUAUCUAAGAGUAGUUUCGGAUGGCAAGACGAACUAUUAUCUUCCCCUUCUGAUGUGUUCUACUAUCACGGCGAUAGUAGUAACACCAGCCUUGGAGAAGAAGAUGUCAUGCCGAUAACACAGGUGUAUCAUCCCUUGGACAUUAUCAAUGAACACAUUCUACAAUCCAGGAGAGACGCCGAAGUUGUAAUUACUCAUGACAAUGACCUUGUUUCACUAUUGCAGAGAGAAGAUACGGAUAUACCCGAAGACCAGAUUUUGAUCAGCCGCCUGGAGGAACAACUUCAUAUCAAGGUGGAGGAAGGUUGUGCGCGUCUCGCACUCCGACCCAGAACAUUCAUUUCUACAAAUCAUAUUCAACAGAGGUCGUCCGAGGAACUUUGUAACAUUCGAGGGAACGAAGGAUAUACUUACCAAUCGAAUCAAUCUUCAAGUUCUCGUGAUUAUGUCGUUACCGCGGGAGAUCACACUGACACGAGUGUCCCGGAAGCACUUGUUCCAAAUGACUUGGGCGAUUCUCAAUCAGAUGAAAAUCCGUUCUUUUACUCUCCGUUCUCUCCAUCGGAUGUCAUCUCGGAGGAACCUCUUUUGUCUCAAGAAGCCGUUCGGCCCUCAACCUGCUGUCCUGCAUCUUAUACGCGAACGGCGGCCUCCUCCAAUUGUUCCAGGAUGGACCCGCGUCCUCAAACGGCAACAACAAGCGGCCAACCUAAACGUAAACCCGUGUACUUGUGCGAUGUGCCGGGCUGUGGAUCACCAGUAUUUGAUGAAAGACGUGAUCUUGUCUAUCAUAUUCUUUCGUCUCAUCAAGCUACUGCUAAAAAUUAUCAAUGCUCACGAUGCCAUGACUGUUUUCCGAGCCGACAAGACUUGACUCUACAUUUCUUGUCGGGUGAAUCUCGUUGUGCAAGCCCGGAACCGAAGAGGAUCAGAUUUGAGGCUGCUGUACACGAUGGGACGAAGAUGAGACUUGUUCGUCGUAUGCAAACUUGAGCUCGUUUCAAUUCAGUAUUCAUUACGAGCGCAUUCGGUAGUCUACACUUCUCUUGUAGUCCGCGGUUGAACUCGUUAAAUCAAACCUAACGCAUCGCGCACGGUAUAUCCCUCAUGACAUACACAGGUUGAGAUAUCGAUGAAACGUUGCUCUUAUUCCCUGGCCCACAAAUGAUCGUCUCCUUGUCUUCUGGCAUUGAUAUUAAAAUCGCUUCCC